This is a messenger RNA of Oncorhynchus gorbuscha (pink salmon), 8235 nucleotides long. Its product is annotated as ecto-NOX disulfide-thiol exchanger 2-like. Gene Ontology annotation, molecular function: ABC-type protein transporter activity; ATP binding; RNA binding. The record is from RefSeq and is a predicted model, not a curated record. The transcript has 11 exons. Gene Ontology annotation, biological process: protein targeting; protein import; ultradian rhythm. Lineage: Eukaryota; Metazoa; Chordata; Actinopteri; Salmoniformes; Salmonidae. Gene Ontology annotation, cellular component: external side of plasma membrane; plasma membrane. Bases 64 to 7227 code for a protein of 2387 amino acids.
UUUCAUCUCAGCAUCACCUCAUAGUAUGAUUUACAUCGAAGUGGAUAUUUUGUGAGCCUGAGCAUGGGGUCCAGCUGGUGUAAGAUCAUAUUGAAGAACGAGACCCCUUACACCUGGCACUACUCCGGUUCUCAUGUUUAUGACCCUUUUCUCAAUAUAUUUUACACAGAGAGGAAGGAAAGUGGCACACUGAAGGCUCGGGAGGAAAAAGAAUAUUGGCCAGAUCGGAAUGGUAAUCUCUGUAUGUUCAUUCUGAAAUAUGGAGAUCAUCAACACAAUUCUUUUUCAUAUCCCUACUCUGGAUAUCAACACACAACGUUCACCAUCAGAGAAAGCCUGGACCGCUCUGUCAUUGAGCUGCACUGUAGCACAUGUUCUGUAGUUAAAACAUGUCCCAACUAUGCAAAGAAGGAGAAGGACCAGCAGCGGCGAGAGGAGGAACAGCGGCGGCGAGAGGAGGAACAGCAGCGGCGAGAGGAGGAACAGCGGCGAGAGGAGGAACAGCGGCGGCGAGAGGAGGAACAGCGGCGGCGGCAGGAGAGACAGGAAAGGGAGAGGAGGAUUGAGGAGGAGAUCAGCAAGGAGACUGAGGAGGCCAGGAGGAGUCUGACAGAGGCAAAGCUGAACCUCAGUCCUAGUCUGAGGGAGCAGGAGGGUCAUCGGCAGUGCACACAUGUAUUACAGCAGGUGAUGGGGGACCAUGAGACUGUCAUCGAAAGGGAUGAGCAGAGAGAAAUUGAACAGAAGUUUGAGGAACUCUUGUUGGAUUACCAGAUCAGUGAAAAUGAAAGCCUGCAAGAUGUCACAUUUGAAGACAGGAUGAGAAACCUCCAGACUGAGCUGACAGUCCAAUACUUUAGAGAGAAGCACCUCUCCCUUUGGCCUCUUUUUACCUUCGAGAAUGCCAUCAUGUAUGAAUAUCUCUCUCUAACUGAGAGGUUCUGUAUCCUUAAGGCCGUGACAGAGGUAACGCUGGCAGGCAACCAGGAUGCCGUCAAUGGGCAUGUCCACCAACUUGAGUGUGCCAAGAGGUAUAACUUCCACCUUAGUCUUCUUGAGCAUCUGAAUGGGUCAAAUUCCACUCUGGCAGGUAAACUUCUAUUGGCUUUUUUUGACACAUUUUCAGAUGUGUCUCAGAACAGCAGGGAGCUCCUUCGUCAAAUUCUCUUCAGUAACAUCUGGACACCUGUAGAAAUCCUGCUCUUUCUUCGUGGGGUUGCUUCCAUGGACCAGAAGAAAACAGAUGCAAUCCUUCAUACAGUGCAGACCUACAGGCUGGAUCUUCUCUCCACACUCUCUGCCCUUAGAAGUAAUGAUCCCAAUAAGACUCUGCAAGGUUAUGCAGAAGAAGAAACUGACAAAGAUAUUGACACCAUUUUGAGUGAGAUGCGGGAUGCAAAUUACCCCGAAAAGUCACUCUCUAUAAUGGAGACUGUCUUAGGACAUAUAGAAGAGAAGCUUUCAAAAGAUCCCAUGGUAGACACACAGAAGAAACUGAGCAAGAGAGAAAAAAUGGAAAUGAUCAAAGACUUCAAGAACAAAAUUAAAUUGUUGAAUUUUGCUGAGGCAGACAACACUAUCCUCAAGGAAGUUCUUAUUACAAUGUGUAUUGCUGUUAAAGACUGCUCAGCCGUUUCCACUCAAAGUGGAGAGCAAAUCAAGGGAUAUUUUCCCAGACUCACCCAGCUGGCAUCAUUACUCAUGCUCCUUCUACCAAAGGCACCAUCAGAUAAAGGAUGCCUCUUAGAAAUUGGCACAGGAGAAGGAAAGUCUUGCAUUCUAGCUAUGUUUGCAACAAUCCAGGCCAUCAGAGGGGCCACAGUCGACAUUGUGACCAGUUCUCCAAUCCUUGCACGACGGGACGAAGAGGAGUGGAGAAAACUUUUUGACAUGUUUGAUAUCACAUCCUCCGUUGUGCCUCCACCAUUGAUGAAGGAGAGCAGCCUUAAAAGCUGUGACAAAAUACUACAGGACGCUUACAAAAGACAGAUUGUGUAUGGAACUGUAAGUGACUUUGCAGCAGACACUUUGAGGCAGGAAUUUGAGAAAAACACCACUCGUGGGGAGAGGAAGUUUGACUUAGUGAUUGUGGAUGAAGUAGAUUACAUGACCUUGGACAGUGGAGUGCAGGUGACCUUCCUGUCUCAUGAAGCCAGCGGCCUUAGGCACGUUGAGCAAGUCCUUGCUAGCAUUUGGUGCAUGAUAUCUGUGUGUCGGCCUAUUCGAAUGGAAGAAACGGGGGAGACUGAGUGGAUAACUGGGAUACAGCAUUUUCACAAGGCUGCAAAGAUGGCUGUUAUGGGCUCAGACAGAUCUGAACACUUUUCUGAAUUUGAUAUUCUGCAAACAGGGUUGCAGUUUGGAUUUUACACACAGGAAGACAUUGAUACAUUGAUGCAGAGUGAAAGUGAGGCACAAAGAGAUGGUAAAGCUGAUGAUUUUCAAGGUGAGAAUUGGAAAGCUAUUGAGGCGUUCAUGACUAAAAUUGGAGUGGAACAACAAUAUGAUCUGCUCAGUAUUCUUGAGACGGCAUUAGAUCAAACUGUUUUCAUCGACUGUUACACAUUAACAAAUAAUAAAGCCACAUCAAUUGGAGAGAAAAAAAGGGACAGUGACAUGAAAAUCAAAAUGCUUCUCCUCAACAAUGGACGAGCUAGUGAAAUAAUGUCUGAAAAAUCACUAAUUGAUGCAGUUGUUCUUGAGAUACAAUCUAAAAUCAUAUAUUCUGACCAAUGUCAGCCAAACUCAGAGGAAACCGAUAACUAUAUUGUGAUCCCCUUCUUCCUUAAGAAGUACAUUGAGAAUCGGAUGCCAGUCUUUGUGGGAAAUGCCUUAAAAGCUAUUGCAAUGAAACAAGGCAGAGAGUACAUGAUUGGCAUGUCUUCUGACGCUAAUCCAAGCUCUGUCAGUGAGUCUGACAAACAUUUCUACCAUGCCAUCAUCCCAGUGGACUACCAGGCCAGUGGAGUACUGGAAAAGAACAAACGCUGGGGUGACGGCCUUCAACAGUUUCUAGAGAUGAAGCAUCAGUUGGCCAUAUCAUCGCUAUCCAAUGUUACAAAUUAUAUGUCAAAUAUCCAUUACUUUAAAAGAUACCUUAAAGGGAGUGGCAUAUUUGGUGUUUCUGGAACAUUAGGUGGAAAUGCAGACAAACACUUCUUGAAAAGGCAUUACAAAUCAGACAGCUAUACGAUACCUUCUCACAGGCACAAUAAGGUAGUUGAACUCCCCGCUCUUCAGGUAAGCGGUGAUGACUUAAAAUGGAUAGAGGUAGUCUGUGGAAGUGCAUUGAAAGCUGCCGACAGGAACCAGGUCGUCUUGGUGGUUUGUGAGGAUGUUAAGACAGCAAAUGAAUUACAGGUGGCAAUGGCCAACCGAAAUCAACGACAUCCAAUCACCAUGUACACGAUCAGUGAGAGAGACAACAUUGAGCAAACCACAUUCAGUGGGGGAAGCAUCAUUAUCGCCACCAAUCUGGGAGGACGUGGCACAGACAUUAGAUUGGAGCAGAAAGUGAAUCAAUGCGGCGGACUCUUUGUCCUUCUCACACACUUUCCUGACAAUCGCAGAGUGGAGAAACAGGUGUUUGGACGCACAGCCAGAAAAGGAAAUUCCGGCAUGGUACAAAUGAUACUCCAUUGUGACCAACUGGCACCAGCGUACCAAGGCCAGCCUGUGGAGAUCAUGAGGCAGCUAAGAGAGGAUCAUGAAAUCCAACGCAUCACUGGUAUGGAGACAAAUGAGCUGCAGGAAAUUGAAAGGAAGGAAAAAUUAUUUUCAACAGUUUGCCAAUUUCUUGACAAUUUUGACAGCAACUACUCAGAAAAAGAGAGAGAGAACCUGUUGACAAUGAAGGUGGAGGAACAUAGUUUCAGACGUCAAGGCGAUAAGCUUGAUUACCAGCCAGCACUCAAUGCUCUGAAAGAAUCCUGGGCAUUGUGGUUGACCCUUCAUGAGACCCAUAUCGAGAAGGAUGAUGAUAUCUCUGACUUGGAAGCAGACUUACUUCAACAAUUGACAAACACAAGGAACAUGAUGUUGAAAGGACAAAGCCAAAAUUUCUAUGAUCAUCUGAAGCAGGCUGUUGUUAGAACCAACCUGCACUGCCGUGAUAAAACCAAGUGGGACUAUGAUGCAAAAUCUUCCUGGCAGAAAGCUGCAAAAUGUGACCCCUUUUACAGAGCAGUGGCGCUAUACAACCAAGCUUACAUCACAAUUAACCUGGCAGAGAGUGACUAUAAAACAGAGGCUAGUAACUUACUGCAGGAAGCAAAAGACACACUUGGUAUCUAUAUCUCUGAAACAACAAACACUUUGAAUGCAUGUCAGAUGGCAAUGAGGGGCAACUUUGAGCCACAUCAUGAUGGUGUCUGCAAUUUCCAAAGUCAGAUGCAAUCGAGGAUGAAUAUUUUCCAAGCUUGGCUGGGAUACAUUAACAGUACACUGAAAAAACUUGCAGAGCUAAAGAACAGUAAAAGUAGCGCCAUAACAGAGGAUUCCUCAGUGUAUGCACUCUCAGACGGGACAGACUAUGUCACCACAAAUGAACUCAUGGCCCUGUAUGAGUACGGCCUUGGCAUGGUGUUCGAAGUAAAAGAGAAGCCAAGGUUCAACAUUGAUGCUCUUGUGUGUUUUUUACUGGGUGCAUGUCAGGUUCUGGCCGGAGUUCUUGUUUGUGCUCUGUCCUAUGGCUCCGCCUCCCAGUUUGGUCUUGCCUUGAUCUCAGAGGGAGUGUCUGACAUGAUCAGUGGGUGUGAUGGCAUGAUAACUGGCAGUUUCAGUUGGGCAUCGUGGGCCAUCUCCAAAAGCAUCAGUAUUGGGAUAUCUUUGCUCACUUCUGGAUUUGGCACCAUCAAGAGAGCUGUCCAGUCUGUAUAUAAAGCCACAAAAGGCCUGCUAACAGGUACAAAAACCCUGUCAUCUGUUGCAAAAGGUGUCAUUAAAUCAGGGAAACAUGCAUUCAUGUCUUUCAAAGGCAGUGUCACAGCAGCCUCCUCUCUGUCCCUAGGUACAGUGAAGAAGCUGGGCACGAAAACUGUAAUCAAACAGACUUUCAAACAUGCAACCAAGUAUGCAGGACAGGAAAUGGCUAAGCAGAUAGUUACCCACACAUUGCAUUACUUCAUUGAUGCGGGGCUUCAAGCUGUACUGAAGGAGAUUUUGAACACGGCUUUCAAGGAUUCUAUCACCUCUGUAGUGAAAGAGAAUGAUGCAUUGAGUCACACUCUCACAGAGCUUGUAUGUUCUGGAGUUCCAAAAUCAGCUUUACAGAAACCAGCUGCUGAGUUCAAGAUUGACAGGGAGUGUGAAAAAAGUAUUAAAGAUUUAGUCAAAUCAGUGACAGAAAAAAAUAUUUCUGAUCUAAUGACAGAUUGUAGCACAGUGCAUGAGAUCAUUGACAGACUCGCUCAGGUGAGUAGCAAAGCGUCAGACCUUAUGGACAACGCAGGAGUGCCUGGAAAAGUCCAAACUGCUAUCUCUGCAAGCCUCUGCAUAGCAAAGUUCAGUACAGUGCUAGUCCAAAUGUUGAACUCUAUCCCUACAGAAAAAUGUAUCAAUGACAGAUUCUCUUCCAAGUUGAUAAAAGAAAUUCAUGUACAACUGCCAAAAGGGUAUGACCAGGAUGGCAGACACAGACUCCUUGAUGUGGGACGCCUGAAGAAUGAGCUCCUCGAGGGCAUCUCAGAGAAUGUCUCCAAGGAAUUUAUUGAGUCCUGUGCCAGACACAUGAACUCCUUGAUAACAAAUAUUUUUAAGGAAAAGAUCAAUAAAGUCACGAACGCCAUUGGCAAUACCACUAGCAACAUGCUUGGCAGGUACAAAACGGAAAACUAUUUCGUAGAGCAGAAGCAGAGGCAUGACAUGAAAUCAGCCAGUAAGCAUGCAGGGGAGUCUACAUGUAAGAUUGAACAGUCGGACCUCCAUCAUUACAUCAAUAACAUCAGCGAUAUUGACCGCCCUGCUUCAGAGCUGGACAUCUAUGUCCUUACAAAGAGUGACCUACUCCAGGGACAAGGCAUCAGGGUCAAGGUAGUGGAUAAACAUGGGAAACCACUCGAUGAGCAAUCCUACCCAGGCACUGACUGCUCAGCAGGAUACAUCACACUCAAACUGACCAUGGAGCCAGAGACAGCUAAAAGUGAGAUGAGUCUGUUAUCUCACAUACAAGACCGAAUCCAAGGUGUUCAAACUGCGUACAGUGGCCAUUUUACCAUUGUUCAACCAGAUGGAUGUGAGACCAGGGUGAUGUCAGAGGGCCAGAAUUGCAUGUACCAUGCCUUAAUCCAGGCAACAUCCAGAAGCCAGGAGCAGGACAUCAAAGAACAGGCAAGGAUUCUGCGCAAAAAAGUACAAAGCGAGGUUCAGGAAAACCUCCCAACCUACUGUGAGUUAGUAAAACUCCAGAAGCGCUAUGAUAAUGUUAUGGAUCCUGGAAAAUAUUCCAUAUUGGGAGGGGCAAGGCCAGAAAAGAAGAUUAUCAGCCAGGACUACAGGGAUGCCAUCGCACCUAUGACGGAAACCGACUAUACCAUUACCCAGCUUUACGACCUUGGUUAUGUUGCCACAUACAAAGAUGUAAGAAACACCAUAUUGUCUGGAAGGUACGCUGUGGAAGCCGACCACAUCAUACCAAAGGACACAUUAAGGAAGGCACUAGUACACCGUGACUUGGAAAAACUCAAGAGUAAGAAUUCACAACUUUAUGCUCUAGUAACAAGUAUUCAAUCGGACCCAAACGGAAGAUGCCACCUUGUCAUGCAGGUUCUCUACCAACAUCACCGCACUGCCUUGACAACUGGCAAUUGCAUUGAGGCCAAACAGUGCAGGGCACUGCUGGCUGACACACUCGUAAGUGGGAAUGCUGAGAAGAUGCUGAAGCAGGCCAUGAUUAUGGCCAAUCCUGUGUCCUCCCAGAUGCUUAGGGAUAAAGCAGGCCUCAUAAACCGCUCGUCCAUUGGAAAACAUCAAGACUUUUCAGAAAAUGGGACAAACUGCUACUACAAAGCUGGGUUCAUGAAUGUGUUCAGUGAGUAUCUGAACAUUGGCAUCAUUGACCAGAACCAGCAUACGAGGCUAAAGUCAUGGGCCAAAGAAAACAGGCACCAGGACAUAAACACAGAGGAGUUUAGAGAGAUACAAAGAAUAGUCGGAGGACAACAAGGUGAGAAAUCGAGGAAACAUGUGAGAGGAAACAUGCUCGGACCACAGACACAUCAAAGCCCCUGACAAAGAGGGAAUAUUCUCUCUCCUUGUAUCCUAUAGUCAUUUACACAGAAUUUAGAUCAUACAUUUAAUUAUGUUUGUUAAGGAAAAACAUAAGAGCAUGUAGACAUCAGCUGUAUAUUAAUGACCAAUGUAGGGUCUUUGUAAGCCUUGAAUGUCACAUGCUGGAGAAUGGUGAAUGAUUUCUUAUGUUUCUUCAUGAGGGACUUGGUUUUCUAUUUGGUACAUAAAAAAGGUAAAGACCCAACUUUCUGUUCAAGUCAUAGGCCUCUCUCCCUCAUCAAUAUUGACAUGAAAUUGUACGCCAAGGUUCUAGCCAAACACCUUGAAACUAUUUUGCAAAAACUAGUUCAUCCUGGAUUGUCAAAUAUCGAUAGGCGUCAGACAAUUGGAGAUGUCUCCUACGUAUAAUACAAAUUACACCUGAUAUACCAUCCUCCUGUGCAGUCCUGUCAAUUUAUGCAGAGAUGGCCUUUGACUGUCUCGGUUGGUUCUACCUCUGGUAAACUAUGGAACAUAUGGGAUUUGUUUAUGACUAUGUUGAAGACACUGUAUAGUAACCCCUCUUUAAUGGUCUUGAGAGUGUGAUGGAAAUGUGAUACAUUUGCUUUUCUUAUAACUAAUGUCUGUGUUCUAUUCAUGUGCUGUUCUAUAAACCAAUUUCUGUGUUCAUGCAAGUGACUGACUGAACGAACCCUCACUAUCAGUAACUGCAAUUUAGCAGUACGUCCAGACCUUGUUUUGAGAAUGAAAGACGUCUCAGCUUAGAGAGUAUUGGUCAGUCACAUGUUAUGAACCAGUAUUGGUCGGUCAUGUGAAUGAAACAAAACACUAUUAAUGAAUGAAUUAUGCUAAAUCAUGCAAAUGUAACUUGUCUGUGUAUAGCCGUAUAUAAGACAACUGCUGGGACUGCCCAGGCAGAGCUUCUGACCGACGUUCACAAUAGUGCAUUAAGUUUGUUGGAACCUCUCCAGCGUGCUGACAAAUAAACAUUGAUUCAUUUAAGAUUUA